This is a messenger RNA of Solanum pennellii, 1439 nucleotides long. RefSeq lists its product as uncharacterized. The transcript is spliced from 5 exons. NCBI's taxonomy places the organism in Eukaryota, Viridiplantae, Streptophyta, Magnoliopsida, Solanales, Solanaceae. Bases 145 to 906 code for a protein of 253 amino acids. The record is from RefSeq and is a predicted model, not a curated record.
UGGUCUUUUUUUAGUCCUUUGUCCAACACAUUUAGUAGAAAGAGUAGUUUCAAAAUCAAUUUUUUCCCCCUUUUCCAAUUAGUAUAGGGUUUACUGUUUCUACAAAUUCAAUACCAAAAUCCAUAUAUAAAUCGAAAAUUGACAAUGGAGAAUGGUGAUGGAACAAAUGGGAAAAGGAUAAGGGCUGAAGAUGUAAUAUGUAAGCUCAAGGACGAUGGCGAUUUCGAUAAACUUCGUCUCAAAAUUGUUCGCCGAAUGAAAGAAAAUGUAGAGUUGCGAAAUAGCUUAAGAGCUACAGUGAAAGAAUCAGCAGCACUUAACCGUCCAGGUGCAGAAAAUAUGAAACUAAGGCAACUGUCCGAUGCUAUAUAUCAAGAAGUUGGGGAAAAAGCCAUGAGUAAAAUUUCAGAUGAUUUGUGGAAUACAAUCAGAACCGGUGAUGGCAUUCAAACGGAGAUAACCGAAACGGUUCAAUCAGUUUACAGUAAGUUAUUGAACCCACAGCUAAAUGAAGCAGGUGAAUCGGCCUUUCAUUCAGACUUGCAGCCAGCUCAGAAUGGAGUUGAAAGUAAUGGACAUCUUGCUGUUUCUGACAGUGGUAUUGAUGUCACAUUUUCUGCUGAUGCGGAACUAAGUGAACCUCCUGGUUUUGCCCGAUUAAGUUCAAAUCGGAACGGGAAAAGUGACCAUAAGGAAUCACUGAAAGAAGUGUCAGGAAUUCCUGUUCCUUCUGAUGGAAAAGCAAAAGAAACAUAUACCCAGUCAGAGAACAACUGCUCACUUGACCCUUUGAUACCCGAAAGUGUGGAUGUGGGUGCGCCACCUGGCUUUGCUAUAGGCACAAUAGAGAAGAAUCCAGAUGGUGUUAAUGAUGAAGAUCCUGAAGUGCCUCCAGGAUUUGGCUGAUGGCUUAUUAAGUUGUUCAUAUACUUCUGUUUAUAUUUUUGGGAAAGGUUAGCCAUAUUUGGUUGGUCAUUGUUGUAUCAAGUUCAAGAAGCUUUUGUUGGUACUUGCAGAGAGUACUUUACUUUCACUGCACCGACUAGCAGCUCAUGACCUCUCUUUCUUCAAUUUUCCAAGUGAUGAUAUCAAUCAUGACCUUGAUACGGAGCUGGAACUGCUAACUAGGAUGAAUGGGUUUGUUUUUCCUAAAUUUUUAGGAGUUGAUGCUGUGGAUUGGACAAAGGAAAAUUAGUUGGUCAUACCAUUUGGCAAGAAGGUAUGCAACACACACUAACUUCAGGUGCAAGAAGUGUUAUUUAUUGGUUUUAUUAAGUUCCAAGCAUGUUUCUUUUGGAUUCAAAAUUUCGAUUUAUUUACCUAAAGACUCUUGUAAUAUGAUUCAGAAUUUAGAUUUGUUUACCUAAAGACUCUUGUAAUAUGAUUUGAAAUUUUGAUUUGUUUAUCGAAACACUUCUGUAAUAUUAUUCAGUUGCAAA